Molecule: messenger RNA, 1074 nt
Organism: Macroventuria anomochaeta
Lineage: Eukaryota; Fungi; Ascomycota; Dothideomycetes; Pleosporales; Didymellaceae
Exons: 3
Coding region: 211-741 (176 amino acids)
Source: RefSeq, a predicted model, not a curated record
AUGGUCAACGUGGCACCACACAUCCCGAAGACUAUGUGGCCGUACGCAUCACACGGUAGGACCCCACGGCAGUUGUUACUUGAACACAUGCAGGUUCUUAACCCAGUGUCUAAUUUGAGCACUCUCCGCACCUAUGGGGAGGCUGGCUACGUCUAUACGCCCGCUUAACGCCGUCCAACUGGCGCCAAGUUUGACCAACGCGCCAUAAAAAUGUACUUUGUCGGUCGUAAGGGCUCCCGGAUCUACUUCAUGUGGGACCCUGUCAACGACAAGGUAAUCUGUACCAGCUCAGUCACUUGGUCCAGCGACAACCUCGGGACAGUCAAGGCUGACACACAGCUCCCGCCUGUCAACAGUGAUGCCGAGAAGCCUGUCUUGAUAACGUUCAGACCGCUAACCUGUCGUCCCCAGGCAGCGCGACACCUGAACAUCUCAGCCAACGUUGAGGGCCGCAACAUCAUCGACGGUCCCCGGAAGCGACGUCCUACAGAGGAAAUGGUUGCCGCAAUCGCUCUUUACAACCCAUAUAUCCCAGUUGCUCUCGCACGAUGUUUUGCAACAGCAAUCGCGCAAGCUCCAUCGGCUACGCCGCUCCAGUUUCCGCCCGAGCUGGUCAACGGCAAGCAAACCCGCCAACACGUCUACUCCAAGGACUGGCUCCUCGCUGAGGCGGAGGAGUACAAAUCUCACAAUGAUAACGGGACGUGGGGCAUCGUUAUCAUCCUCCCACCAGGUAUGUGAGCACUGCCAACGAAGUGGGUGUACAAGUACAAGCUCAAGGACAAUGGUGCUCUUGAGCGGUUUAAGGCACGCCUCGUCGUCUGCAGCAAUCGCGAGGACGUUGACCUGUGACGUGAAACCUAUGCAGCAGUCGCCCACGCUACAACACUCAAAGUUCUACUCGCUCUGGUCGCCGCCCUUGACCUGGAGUACGACCAAGCUGACGUCGUCAUCGCUUUCCUCAAUGGGCUCAUGGAUAGCGACGAGAUUGUCUACAUUUGUCUACCAGAUGGUCGCCUGGCCAAGCUCCGCAAGGCCUUGUAUGGUCUCCGUCGCUCCCCACGACUCUGGUAU